AUUAAUACACAAUACACAGAAUUUACUUACUCUUUAUAUUUUGCUAUUCUAUUUACCGACUUCACUCAAAGGGCCCCGAUGAAUGUAGGAUUUCAGCGUGUUUUUGCUCACACUUUUUUUUUGCGUUCGAGCCAAUGCUCACAGGUCCGUAAGAUUACCGUCACACCUUUUCAAAUAUCCAUUCUAUAUUGUUUUGUUUUGGACCCUUUACCGCUGUGCCAAGCUAAGCUCAUGUACUAGUCAGAUUCAUAAUCGAUUGUGCUUUCAAAAGCUCAAUGAACAAACAAAUAAGAGGAUCAGUUACCAAGCAAAGUCAGACAUCGAAUACCCUCCCUUCUCUACGUGCGUUUUACAUAGUCGUUUUGGAUUUCAUCGUGUGUGGAAUAUUCUAGCGGGGGCUCGGCGGGGGCUUUCGAGACUUACGCGCGCGACUCACGCGCCUACUUGUUAUUCUGACCACGUGAGGCGAGUGUCAGCGAGUAUAAGUAAUUCGAAACAACCGGCUUACAGCUUAUUCUGCAGAUGUCAUGACGAGAUCAACAGCUUGCACCAACACGUCGUCUUUCAGAAGACCAUUUAUCCUUUCACAUAGUCUUAAACAGAGCUGUGAAUUACUAAGCUACGGAUCGCACUAAUUUUUCCGAAGGUUAGCGUUAGACUGGGGACGAUUUGGCGGUGGCUAGAGACGAUUUGGCGGACUCAUUUACUGGCGAAUUGGGUAAUCUAAAACUGUGGGAACUCAAGACAAAAGUGGCACAAGUAGAAGCGCCAAAUUAUGGUUUAUUACUGCCGGUUAGUCGUGUGAUGGCUAAAUUGAAUUGUUACCCUUAACAUCGGUCUCUUGGAUACUUCUCCGGCAACCCGCUACAUUACAAACCACUGUGCAAAUAGCGGCGCGCUUUAUAAGCACGCUUGAUAAAGGGGUUGGUUACCUGGUGUCACGUUAAGCUCGUCUUGCUGCCGCGAGCACAAACCCGCGAUGAAUGCGAGCAGCGUUAACUCGAGCGACGGAGGUGGUUCGCCGUGCCAAGUGCAUCCAGACUCUAACGCUGUGACGGCGCUCAAGACAUUCGCGUACUGCUUCAUCAUCAUUUUCUCGCUCGUAGGAAACACGCUCGUCAUACUAGUCGUGUGGAAGGUACGGCGGAUGGGGAAUAACACUAACAGGUUCAUUGUGAACAUGUGUAUCUCCGAUCUCAUGGUCACCCUGUGCGUUCUACCCCCUACCAUACACAGCAUCUACUAUGAUAGCUGGUUGAUGUCUGGGCCGGUCGGCGAAGCGCUCUGUAAGCUCAUCCCGUUCAUCCAGGACGUGUCCGCUGCUGUGUCGAUCUUCAGCAUGACCGCUAUCUCGCUGGACCGCUUCUAUGCUAUCGUGCUUCCCAUGCGCACGCAUUUUAUGACCAAGCGCGGAUGCCAUAUUUCCAUAGGUGUUAUCUGGCUUUUCGCGUCCGCCAUUCACUUCCCCUACCUCCUGAUUCUGCGCUUGAGGGAGUUUAACAAUGAAAGCCACUGCUACAUGAAUUGGGCCAACCUUGCUGCGUCUUUAGACAACAAGCAAAGCCAGCGGAUCUACUACCCCGUGCAGUUCGUUCUGCUCUACUUGCUUCCCCUACUUGUAAUCAGCGUGUUGUAUUCUGGCGUGAUUUGGGAGUUGUCGAGGAAUCGCCAGUUGAUUGACCAAGAGCAGCGACGGAUUCGCGACAAGGAGAAUAGGGAAGUCGCUGUUAUGCUCAUAGUCGUCGUGCUGUUUUUCGCCGCAAGCUGGGCACCGCUCAAUGCCGUGGCGUUCUUGAUUUUCUUCACCUGGAACUGGCAGCCGCCCUGUUAUAUCCGCACUUUUAAAUUUGUGGCUGACUUCUUAGUGCACUCAAAUUGCGCGCAGAAUUCCUUUAUCUAUUUCAUGUUUAACAUGCGGUUUCGGCGUGGACUUAAGCAGGUCGUAUCUACCUACUGCGAUCCAGCAAGCGCUCGACCCCAGUUGGACAAUACACAGGAAAGCUACUCAUUUAGGAAGAACAACGAGAUUCAAAGCAAGAAAACCAACUCGAUUCAUUUGCAGAAACUGUAAGAAAAAAGCUGUAAGUGAUCAUCUCGUUGAGCGCAGUAAUCAAGAUAAUAAUUAUAAUCUGAACUAUAAACGUUUAUUUCAUUACCUCAUUUGGCCUAUUAUCGCCUAUUUGUUUUUCUAGGCAAAUUAAAAUGCCCUUGAGAUCAAUCUUUUUCUGAUUUCCAAGAUGUGCUCGACCGCAGUCCGUGCAAACUGUACUACUGGCUGACAUCCAAUAUUUCUUCUAUUACCUUUUUUCACUAUCUCAUUUUCCUUGGACGUUUUUUAAUCUUGUUUUUAUUAUCCAAUUCAUGAAUUCUAUUGUUUAAGAGUAAACGAUGUUGUACUGACAUUGAAGAAGAAAGCACCUCGCUAGGCUUUCAUUAAAAGGGAAAUAAAAUGCAAAUCGUCAGGUUAUAUUUGCAUUUGUAAAAUCUAAUUUACAGCACAGCUUAAAGACGAUGGGUCUUGGUAAAAUUGGAGCGUUGCGCCCGUCAUGUUAGAUUUCUUAAGUGCGCUUCAGGAGUACAUGUAUUAUUGCUAAAAUAAACAACUUAACUACUGG
Molecule: messenger RNA, 2615 nt
Organism: Nematostella vectensis (starlet sea anemone)
Lineage: Eukaryota; Metazoa; Cnidaria; Anthozoa; Actiniaria; Edwardsiidae
Product: neuropeptide FF receptor 1
Exons: 1
Coding region: 980-2071 (363 amino acids)
Biological process (GO): G protein-coupled receptor signaling pathway
Cellular component (GO): membrane
Molecular function (GO): G protein-coupled receptor activity
Source: RefSeq, a predicted model, not a curated record